Ostrinia furnacalis (Asian corn borer) is the source of this 3672-nucleotide messenger RNA. RefSeq names its product Reversion-inducing-cysteine-rich protein with kazal motifs (gene Reck). Gene Ontology annotation, cellular component: plasma membrane. Gene Ontology annotation, biological process: extracellular matrix organization. The transcript has 18 exons. Gene Ontology annotation, molecular function: metalloendopeptidase inhibitor activity; protein binding. NCBI's taxonomy places the organism in Eukaryota, Metazoa, Arthropoda, Insecta, Lepidoptera, Crambidae. The record is from RefSeq and is a predicted model, not a curated record. The coding region runs from base 411 to 3257 and encodes 948 amino acids.
CGCGAGCGAGGUGGCCGCCGAGGUUGUGUUUCGUCCUCGGAGCAAAAGCGCGGGAAACUACGUGCUCAGGCCACUAAUAAAAAAAUAAAUAAGAUUAUUUUUUUCAAAAGUUUUACGUUCCAAAGAGUUUGUCGUGUGAUUUUUAAUUUUUGUGUCUAUGUUUACAAACUUUAAAAACUUGUGUUGUGUAUUGAAAAAAGGUCAGUUUGUGUAACUUCGAACAAAAUGAGGGAAGAUUAGAAGAGUGUAAAGAUAAGACUACGGGAGUAUUUUGAAGUGAUAAAUGAGAUGAGCGGUGAUAAAAAUAAUGGACUAAAAUUAGAUCUAACGCGCUAAUAAUAAACAAGGAACCGGCAUGUCGCAGAUAACGAGUAUCUUCUAAAGUUUUUUGAUGACUUGAAGAAAGAAACAUGGAUGCUUAUCGGAGAGAUAUCACCAUGGAUAUCAGUUGGUGGAAGAGCAGAUUCCUGCUGGUAGUCAUUGCAGCUGCUUACGUUACCACUCAAGAUAUUUCCAUGUGCUGCACGAAAGCUGAGGGGACGUGCCGAAGUGUUUGCGAAAAGAUGUCCCUUGUGCCGAUAUCAGACAACGAUAUGCGAGAAGAAAGAAUAAAAAACAUUGACAAGUUCUGCACUCCUCGAUUGACGGACUUCUGGAUAUGCAUGAACCACACGAUUGAAGAGGUGGUAGACAAGGUGGGCUGGUGGGGCCGCGCGUGCUGCUCUCUCGGCAACGCUGCCGGCUGCCGACACGCCUGCAUGAAGGCUGGCAGCGAGCAGGACCUCGUCACCACCGGCGCCUGCAGGCAUUCUGAUGAGAUCGCCUUUUUUGACUGCGUGGCUGGACAGCGAGAGGCGCAGUGGUGCUGCGCACAGACCCACUACCUGAACUGCUAUGAAGCAUGCCACAAGGCCCUGUGGCGCGUCGGCUCCCAUGCAGACAGCGAGGCGCGGGAGCAAGCUAUCGAGGCGUGUGAACAAUCUCCUGUUCUCCUGAGAUGUCUGCGGAACAUGACUUCUUCCACUGUGCACGCGGAUACUUCCAAAUACCUCCCAUGCUGCCAUGAGUCCUCCCGGCCAUCUUGUCGAACUGCCUGCGAGUCGGUUUUGCGUCGGACCGGCGAGUCGCAGGAGAUCGAGGAAGCUUUAUCGGCAGCUUGUGGCGCCCCCUCACUCCACGACAAACUAUGGCAAUGCUUCCUGAGAAACGACGCGCCGACUGACACCAAAGAUCUCAUACCCCAUGAUGUGGCUAAGCUACAUUGCUGUCAAAAAGCAAAAACAACGAACUGCCGAAAACUAUGUUUCGAAACCUUCAACACAGGCUGGCAGAGCAACUGGCAGAAAUUUUAUGGUGAAUGCUUGGGAGAUCCUCAAGAAAACGAUCUGACGGAAUGUAUUGAUGAAGUGGAAUCUCCAUGUUCACUUGGCUGUUCUGGUUUGACGUACUGCAGUCAACUGAACAACCGUCCAACUGGUCUCUUCAGGUCAUGCACAGCUCAAGCUGACCUAGAUGCACAUUUAGCAGUUGCUGAACAAAAAGGGAGUGGUUUCAUAACAGUGUCUGGACUUCACAUGCCGCUGAAGAAUUCCAGUCAGUGCCCCACCGAUGUUUGGAAGAGCGUCGCUUGUGCGUUGCACGUGAAGCCAUGUACAGCUAAGGGGCAUAGCAGCCUUCUCUGCGAAGAAGACUGCAUGCGGCUGGUGUCAACUUGCGUGGAGUGGUCACGUGUACCAGCACAUCUGACAGCCGCAGCGUUGUGUGCGCGUAUGACGCCACGCAGCAGCAAUGCGCCAUGCGUCCAGCUACGACAGUAUAUGACGCCCAGUACAGAACCCCCUCUGCUGUCGGCGCGGGAGGCCGUGACGUCACCAUGCGCGGGCGCGCCGUGCAACGCUUCGCAGGUGUGCGUCGUGGACAGGAACUGUCUUCGAGGUGGCGCGUGCCAGCGCUACCAGUGCUUGGAUGGCUGUCCUCUUGGCGACGGCAGCAACUACGUAGUGCCACUAGGCGCAUGGGUGCGCGUGCCGCGGCCGGGCCCGGCGCAGAAGGCGUGCUACAAAGUAUGCCGCUGCACCGGCCGCGGGCUCGCCGCCUGCCAGCCGCUACCGUGCGUGGGGCUUGACAACUGCCGCCUGUAUGACAAGGUCUUUAAACACGGCGACAAGUACUUCAUGGAGUGCAACGCGUGCGCGUGCUCAUGGGGCGAGCGAGUUUGCGCGCGGCGUGCGUGUGGUCGAGCGCGCCAGCUGACGGGGCUGCCGUGCAACUGCCCGCCGCACCACCUAAGGGUGUAUUCCGCGCACCAUUUGUACCCCAACGUGUGCCUCGCCACUUGUGCGACGGCCUCAGACGCGGAGAUCGAGUUCGGUCUGGCGCCGGCGUGCGCGCGCGCGGCUUGCGGCUGGCGCGAGGCGUGCCUGCCCGCGCCGCGCGUCUGCCUCAGCCGCCUACAGAAGGCCUGCCCGCAGCACGUCUGCGUAAACACUAGCAACUGUAACUCGCAGCCUGUACAACCAGUGUGUGAUACUGACGGAGUGACGCACGCCAAACCCUGCCGCCUGGCCAUGAGCGGCAAGCUGCUGGCCUACUGGGGGCCCUGUCUGCAGUACUGUGACCAGUUGGGAUCAGUGUGCGGUGCAAAUGGAGUCACGUAUGCCACCGAAUGUGCUGCCUGGGCUGAGUAUGUGAGCGUGGAUUACCUUGGACCUUGCCUCGCUGUCGGACCCAUUUCCGACCUCAUGGAGCCCAAGUGCCAGUUUGACAGGAUAAUCUGUCCGCCUCUCAGGAAACCAAACUGCCAAGGAUUCACUCCUCCAGGCGCAUGCUGCCCCAAAUGUGGUGGGGCACUAAGAAUCCUCUUCUCAAAGAAGCAAAUCGAACGAGCUCUCUACGGGACCAACAUUUCCUCCUCCGUUAUCAAUCUCCAGAACAUCCUCAAAGCUUUAGAAAGACACGUCAGAACAGCUGAAUGCGCUCUUAGAGGCUUCUUAACUAUUGAGACUGAAAUUUUUGUAUCCGUCGAAUCCUUGCUACAGAAUCCUACUGACUUACAAUUGGAAAUAUGUAUUCUAGAAGCAGAAAAGUUAGCAGACAUGAUCAAUAGAGAAAGUGCUUUGAUUUCUAUAGAUUUAGGACUUAGCGCUUUGUCGUAUGCGCUUACUGUGCAUACAUUCCCUACCAAAGCAGCGAGUAGUUUUACCAUAUCUAUUGUAACUAUGAUACUAUCAUGUUUCGGCAUUUAUAUUUUGAGAUGAGAGAGGGAACCAUUAAUUUGUAAAUAUUUAGUUAGAAUCGUGUACAUAAUUGUAAAUAUAGAUCAUUAUACCAAAUAUAAUAGUGCCAUUUAUAAAAUGUAGCUACCAGUAAAGAUGAGAUUAUGCUUUGGUCCGCUUUAACGUAUAAUGUUAUAAGGGCACCAUUUAAAUAUAGCUAGGAAGUUUACCAUACCAUCAUAUCAAUUGUUGUGAGUUCGUUCGUUGUGCCAUGUUUCACUCUGUUUAUAUUAGUGGUUUUAAUGUAAUUGCAUUUUUUUAUGAUUUAUGACUGAAUAGAGCAUUUUUAUAAAAGACAAUAUGAAUAGUCUUUAUAUACCAAAUAUGUAAGAAAUGUGCAUAGGAUAUUUACUUGUUACUUCUGUAUGUUUUGUUGAUCCAAUUAUAGAGAUGUUUA